CUGGAGCCCGCAGUUCGUGACCUCAUUCGAGAGUACCACGACAUUUUCCCAUCGUCGUUCUCGUACGCCGGCAUCCCACCGAUGCGCGACGUCGAGCACUCCAUCCAGCUUGUGCCUGACUAUCGUGUUCACCACCAGGCACCCUACAGACUCUCGAUCCCCAAGGCUACCGAACUCAAGCAUCAGCUUGAGGAGCUCCUGAGACUGAGUUUCAUUAAACCCAGCAACUCCCCGUGGGGUGCACCCGUCCUCUUUGCUCGCAAAGCGGAUGGAACUCUCCGUCUCUGCAUCGACUAUCACGGCCUCAACCGCUACACGGUUAAGAACAGCUACCCCAUGCCCCGUUCCGACGAGCUGUUCGACCGCCUAGCAGGCAACCGCUUCUUUACGAAGAUUGAUCUUCGUAGCGGUUACCAUCAGAUCCGCGUCGCUGCAGCCAACCAGCCGAAGAUAGCGUUCCGAUCGCGCUUUGACUACUACGGGUUCAUGGUAAUGCCAUUCAGCCUCACCAACGCACCCGCUACCUUCCAGAGGGCGAUGAACGACAUCUUCAGGGACAUCCUGGAGCAGUACGUUCUCGUCUACCUCGACGAUAUCCUGGUCUAYAGUCGUACCCUUGAGGAGCACCUCAGACAACUCCGCGACGUCCUUGACCACUUGCGCAGACAUGGCUUCUACGCCAAGCUGAGCAAGUGCCGCUUUGCCCAGCACAAAGUGGAUUUCUUAGGACACUACAUGUCUGACCAGGGUCUCCAUAUAGACGGCGCGAAGAUCACUGCCAUUGCGGAGUGGCCCGUCCCCACAUCCGCCAAGCAGCUUCGCAGCUUCCUAGGCCUUACCAGCUAUUAUAGUAAUUUCAUCCAGGGAUACGCUAGGUAUUCCUACGUCCUUACCUCCACCCUCCUCCGAAAGAACCCACCUUGGGCUUGGACACCCCUUCACGAGGACGCCUUCUGCGCCCUCAAGAAGGCGGUGACAUGCGCACCGGUUCUUCACCUACCUGAUUUUGAUCGCCCUUUUAUCCGUACCACCGAUGCGUCAGACUUUGUUGUAGGAGCAGUGCUUUCUCAUGUCUUCCCUUCCUCCCCUGAUUCCUCUCAUCCUCGUAUCCCUCGCUUCCCACCACCUACCCCUACCACUGCUUCCCGACUGACGCCUACUCGUCCAGCUACUGACGAGCCUUCUAUUGACUAUUCUCCUACUAUCGUCGAGGACGGCACUGUCGAGUCUGCUCAGGUGAUUGUCCGAUAGCCUUCUACUCCUGUCAACUCCUGCCCGCCGAGAUAAACAACACCGCUGAUG
This is a messenger RNA of Chara braunii, 1302 nucleotides long. Lineage: Eukaryota; Viridiplantae; Streptophyta; Charophyceae; Charales; Characeae. The record is from the annotation of a GenBank genome assembly.